GUCAUUUGUCUCAUCGGUCUAUGCGUGUUUUGGGAGAAAUGCAAUUUGUCAAAAAGUAGUGCAAUUGUAAAUAUACAAAAAACUUAUUAUUUAUUAUAUAGAAACGAUAAAUAUGAUUAAGGCAAUACUGGUAUUCAACAAUCACGGCAAACCCAGGCUAUCUAAAUUCUAUCAGUAUUUUGCGGAAGAUAUGCAACAACAAAUUAUAAAAGAAACUUUUCAGUUAGUUUCCAAAAGAGAUGACAAUGUUUGCAACUUUCUAGAAGGCGGCAGUUUGAUUGGAGGUAGUGACUAUAAACUGAUAUAUCGACACUACGCAACCUUAUACUUUGUGUUUUGCGUUGAUUCCUCAGAGAGUGAACUAGGAAUAUUGGAUCUUAUACAAGUUUUCGUUGAAACGUUGGAUAAGUGUUUUGAAAAUGUUUGUGAACUGGAUUUGAUAUUUCACGUUGAUAAGGUUCAUUACAUACUCAAUGAAUUAGUGAUGGGUGGAAUGGUUUUAGAAACGAACAUGACUGAAAUAUUGACAAGGAUAGAAGAUCAAAACAAAAUGGAAAAACAGGAGGCUGGUAUUGCAGCAGCUCCGGCAAGGGCAGUGUCUGCCGUCAAAAAUAUGAACAUUCCUCAACAAAUUAAAGACAUCAAACUACCUGACCUCCCGCAAGCUAUUAAGGACCUCAAGUUCUGACCUCAAGUCGAAAAACCCUAUAAGAACUCAAAAAUGUCCACUUGUUACCUUCCCUCUGAUUGCAAAUCAUUACUCGAGGAACCUUCUUCCAUUAAAUAUACCUGAUGACCGUUCAAUUGUGUGUGGGGUCUGCAUUAAUGAUCAAAUCAUAGUUGAAAAUUCGAUUCAUCUCAGAACACCAAUGAAGUUACUAGAAAUUAGUUCAAACCUUGUUGAUUUUAUUAAUAUUUUGUAUAUUCCAACAAAUAUGACGAAUGUUUGAGAUUUAAGUUUUCAUACUCAUUACUUGUAUGAAUGGUCUUGAAUUGUAAGAGGCGAAUAUUAAAAUAAACCUUUUUAUUCAUCUCAA
Molecule: messenger RNA, 1037 nt
Organism: Leptinotarsa decemlineata (Colorado potato beetle)
Lineage: Eukaryota; Metazoa; Arthropoda; Insecta; Coleoptera; Chrysomelidae
Gene: or
Product: AP-3 complex subunit sigma-2 or
Biological process (GO): Golgi to vacuole transport; intracellular protein transport
Cellular component (GO): membrane coat; AP-3 adaptor complex
Source: RefSeq, a predicted model, not a curated record